CGUAUACCAUCGAUACGAGUGCACCAAAAGACACGACCCGAGACUGAGAGACUGCUCAGUGUUUCACUAAUUCAGUUGCGACUAAAAUAUCUGAACCAACACUUCAGUGCUUCACUCCCAACUCCAUUCAUAUAUAGAUUUUUAAACACAACUAUAGAUUCAAGUAUUCUUGUGUUGGCAUUCAUUUCAUUCGUGAAUAUAUUUCCAGUGUUUGUUUCAACGCAAGAUCUGUAUAUUCUUUAAGUAUUUGUUUACUUAGUUUUUGUUCACACAUUCGCGUUAAUAAAUUAUUCAUAAUUACAUCCAAUAAGCCAUACAUAUAUCGAUACGCGACGCCAAUAACCAAGUGUUUGCCAGUGAUUGAAAUUCUGUGCGAAAUUUAUGUGAAUUUCAGUGAUUUUGAAGCCAUAAGAAUCGGAAGAUUUGUUCAAAAUGCUUGUGCCUCCAGAUUCACAGAUUGGGGCCACAAAACUGCUCUUUCAUAUCAAUAAAUACUGUAACGAAAGAGUUGUCUACCGAAGGGGACAAAUCGCCAAAACAAUCCGCGAAAUCACGAAAAUAGUUCAGGAUGUGCUCAAAGAAGUCGAGGUCCAGGAGCCCAGAUUCAUAUCCAGCCUCACUGAAUGCAACGGACAUUAUGAAGGUCUGGAAGUGAUAUCGCCCACAGAAUUCGAAGUAGUCUUAUAUCUGAACCAAAUGGGAGUUUUCAACUUUGUUGACGACGGCUCACUGCCGGGAUGUGCUGUCUUGAAGCUAUCGGACGGCCGAAAGCGGUCGAUGUCUCUAUGGGUUGAGUUCAUAACAGCGAGCGGUUACUUAAGUGCACGUAAAAUACGGUCUCGAUUUCAGACACUAGUGGCCCAGGCCUGCGAUAAAAGUAGUUAUCGGGAUUUGGUUAAAAUGAUUGCCGACACCAGUGAAGUGAAGCUCAGGAUCAGAGAGCGAUAUAUCGUUCAGAUCACACCUGCGUUCCGAUGCAGUGGCCUCUGGCCUCGUUCGGCGGCGCACUGGCCAAUGCCGACCUGUCCCUGGCCACCCCCUAACAUUGUCGCCGAAGUUAAAGCCGAGGGCUUCGACCUCCUCAGCAAAGAGUGUGUCUCACUUCAGGGAAAGCAGAGCUCUAUGGAAGGCGACGCUUGGGUUCUCAGCUUUCUUGAGGCAGAGAAUCGAUUGCUUCAGGGCGGAUGUCGUAAAAAAUGUCUUUCAAUCCUGAAGACCCUACGCGACCGUCAUUUAGAUCUGCCGGGACUGCCUAUAAAUGCCUAUCAUUUGAAAACCUUAUUAUUAUAUGAGUGUGAGAAACACCCGCGAGAGUGUGAAUGGGAUGAAGUGUGUUUGGGUGACCGCAUCAACGGAAUACUUCUGCAACUCAUAUCAUGCCUACAGUGUCGUCGGUGUCCCCACUAUUUUCUGCCUAAUUUGGACUUAUUUCGGGGCAAAUCACACAGUUCACUCGAAAACGCAGCGAAGAUGACAUGGAGACUGUGCCGAGAAUUGCUAACAAAUUCAAAAUCAUUUGAUAAACUAUAGGAUCCGAGCGUCCAUUGCGAGGACCAUUGAGUUCAAAGACGAUUUUCAAAAGAAUUUAAUUUAGAUCUCGUUAUUUGAAAUUUAUAUAAUGUAUUAAUACGUGUGAUUGUAUUUGUAUUUGUAUUUCUUUUUUAUAUAAUUCUGUUGAAACAAAUCAACAUAAAACCUGAACCCAUGCUCAUUGGGAAUCAGUAUAAUAUCGAUAAAAAAUAAUAUAAAAUAUACGGAUCUUAGAUACUGUUGCUCACGAUUUUAAGCUGAAAAAAUGUAUGGGAAAGGAGGGACGGAACAGAUUUCAAUAUGAAUUGGUCCUAAAGAUGUUUAAAUGAUUUUCAUAGCUGUCAGCCAUAUAUCUGAUAGUUUGCUAAAAGAGUGAACAAAUAAUUUAUUCUAAAAUUACUUCAUCAGAGUCUGUGUGUAUUAGUGACGACCAAAAACUUGUGUAAAACUUAAUGUGAGAAGCAGUCAGUAGUCAAUCGGAGAAAGUAGUCUUUAUCUCUCUUUUAGCCUCUAAUCUAAAACAAUUACUUCACUAUUACUAUACGAUUUGGCCCGAAGGCCAGUCUUUUUCAAUUUGUUAUGAAA
Molecule: messenger RNA, 2115 nt
Organism: Oppiella nova
Lineage: Eukaryota; Metazoa; Arthropoda; Arachnida; Sarcoptiformes; Oppiidae
Source: the annotation of a GenBank genome assembly